AUGAAGUCAGAAGCGUCCGUUCGGUGUACCGAGAUCGAGCAUUCUCUUGGCUUCUGGCAAGCAGCCAAACUAUACUAUCCGGCAGCAUUAUGGGUGCUUUAUGUGAACCUUGCGACAGUACUGAAGGGUAUGGAUGGAGGUAUCUCUGGAAGUCUCAUCGGCCUUGACCCGUUCAAGAAGACAUAUGGACACCCCUAUAACGAUACCUAUGUCGUUCCGGCCGCCUGGGUUAGUGCUUUCGGAUAUGCAAACAAUAUUGGUGGAGUCUGCGGUGCUCUCUUCUCUGGUUAUGUCUACGAAAGAUUUGGUCCUCGGAGAAUGAUCGCGGCAUGCUCUCUCGGAUCUGUUUGCAUUAUGUUCGUCCAGUUCUUCAGCACCACACCUGCACAGUUGUUCGUGGGCCAGCUGCUCAAUGGUGCGAUAAUCAGCUUCUUUCCCAUCUGUGCCUCAGCAUAUGCCGGAGAAGUGUGUCCUUUGGCUUUACGGGGCGUGAUGGCUUCUCUGACCAAUCUUGCUUUCAUCUGUGGUAAGCUCGUCUCUUCAGGGAUCAUGAAAGGUACAAGCUCUAUCGAAAGUUCCAUGGCGUACAGAAUUCCUAUUGCUACUCAAUGGGCUCUUCCAGUAUUCAUGCUAUCAUUGGUAUACUUCUGUCCGGAUCCUCCGUACUGGCUCUGCCGCAAAGGAAGACACGAGGAAGCUGCGCAGUCGCUGAGGCGCUUCGCAACGAACGAUGUCGAUACUUCUCUUACUCUGGUCAACGUUUUGGAAACGCUGCGCCUGGAAGAAUCAUCCAAGCGAGAUCGUCCCAACUAUCUGGAGUGUUUCCGUGGUACAGAUCUUCGUCGCCUGGUCAUUUGUGUAAUGGCAUAUGACAUGCAAGCAUUUACAGGCAAUAUGUUGUUCAUCAGCUACGCCGUCUACUUUUUCGAAAUGGCUGGUUUGGAUUCCUCGAACGCAUUCUCCAUGAAUCUUGGUCUUACUGCCCUUGGGGUCGUCGGCACUUGUGCUGCCUGGCCUCUCCUAUCUUACGUGGGCAGACGUCCCGCAUAUCUAUUUGGCACAGUCGGACUGGCGACGAUCAUGUUCCUCAUCGGGGCCAUCGACUUCGCACCCAGAUCGACCUCAGCGCCAACGUGGGCACAAUGCUCCCUGAUGCUGUUGGCGAACUUAAUCUACGAUACAACCAUUGGUCCAUUCUGCUAUGUCAUGCUCGCCGAAGUACCAUCCGUACGACUUCGUGGCUUGACGAUCGCUCUGGCGACAGUAUCAGUGCAAGUCUUGUCCAUCGUAUUUGCUGUGGCUAUACCCUAUGCUAUGAACGAGGACGAAGGCAAUUGGAGAGGAAAGGUUGGAUUUCUGUUUGCUGGACUUGGCUUUUUGUGUACACUCUAUUGCUACUUGUUCAUGCCAGAGACAAGAGGCCGGACGUUCGAGGAGUUGGACGUUUUGUUUGAACGUGAAGUCCCUAGCAGACACUUCAGUGCGUACAGGGUCGAUGCAGAGACAGACAGUUCGGAGACUGUGCUUACAGAGAAGCCUUCCAUCUAA
Molecule: messenger RNA, 1548 nt
Organism: Aureobasidium subglaciale EXF-2481
Lineage: Eukaryota; Fungi; Ascomycota; Dothideomycetes; Dothideales; Saccotheciaceae
Exons: 2
Coding region: 1-1548 (515 amino acids)
Biological process (GO): transmembrane transport; carbohydrate transport
Cellular component (GO): membrane
Molecular function (GO): carbohydrate:proton symporter activity
Source: RefSeq, a predicted model, not a curated record